AUGUAUCAAGACACAAAUUCCCUAGAGUUCUGGAGCGUUUCUGGAGAAGAUCAUUCCUCUUGCUUUAAAUGCCAGAAUAAAUUGAAAAUGUCCCGUUUCAUAUUAUUGGUCCUUCUAGUGGCCAUAGAAGCUAGUCACCACAAUGACUCCAUCGAGAUUCAGCCGAGAAGACGCUUCAACUCUAGAGGAAAUUUGCUUAAAUAUUUGGUUUCGAUACGAACACGAGAAAAGAUCUAUAAUUGGGGCGACAAUCACUUCUGUUCGGGAGCUCUGUUGACAUCCCGUUGGGUAAUGACCGCCGCCGGAUGUGUGACCACCAGUGCCGGAUCCGUACGUCGUCGCACCUCCCGAAGAAACCUAAUAGUUGUGGUAUAUACUCCGUAUAGGUUAAGAAAGCCACUCGACCGUAAUAGGAUACCGGUUGAGAAUGUGGUCUAUUCCAAUGAGCAAAAGAUCUGCUGCCAGGACUUGGUAUUGAUAAAGCUAACCCGUCCAGUUUCUGGAAAUAAGAACCAUGUUCUGAGGCUACCAGUUCGGGAGAUAAGCGACGAUUGGUUAUGCUAUUCAAUUGGAUGGGGAAGGUUGUAUCAUAAUGGACCUAUUGCCGAUGUAAUAAUUUUUCGAAUUUCGAAGAAAGUUGAAGACGGCCAUUGCAAGUUUGCGUGUAAUAAAAAUCACCUAUUUUGCAUGACUUCCUAUUCGGAGCGUAAUGACGUUGGCCAGGCCGACAUGGGUAGUCCGGUCUUCUGCGGUGGCACUAUCUACGGAGUGGCCAGCCAGUAUCAUAGUGACCGUCCGCGAACGAGUUUCGUGUACGCCAGUACCUAUUCCCAUCGCCACUUUAUUAUGAGAGUUUUGAGUGCGACAGCGAAUCCUCCUCCCUUGACGAGUUGGCCGUUCCUCUCCAUUGUCCUGGCCAUAGCUGGACUUGUAUGCUUUUUAAAUUAGAAGAUUUUUAAAUUAAAGUCUUUGGUCUUGAAUUUUUUGUGGCACUACUCCCAAGUUCAGGGUCGUUUCGCUCAGAGAGUGUGUGUGUGUGUGCGUGUGGGUGUGGUUGUGGGUUUGGGUGUGUAAUCCCUCAAUUUGUCUUCCCCAUUAAUCAGUCGCCGAUCACUGAUCGAUUGCCAAAAGUAGCAGCAGACGCCUAUACCCCGCCCAGCCACCCACCCUCCCCCUAUACCUUUUGUUUUCUUUUCUAUUUUUUUUUCCUGUAAACUUUUAAUUCUUCACCUGAAUGCUAGUUUGUCGCUAUUCCCCUUUCUGUUUAUCUUCCACUCUCUAUUUUUCUCUCUUUCCGAACGCUUUCAUUCAAAUGGCAUGUAGGUACAGUCCAACUUCGAUAGGAAUGAUUGCUAACAAAAGGAAAAAAAAGUUAGGAAAUAUGAAGAUAUAAAAUCUGUAUUAUAGAAUAUGUUUUUUUUUGUGAGAUGAAGUUAAGGAAUUAAUAAUAUAAUUGUAGUAAAGUAUUAAAAAUUAUUAUUUUUUUUAUAAAAUAAGACUUGCAAAGAAAGCUUUGUAAAAAUAUCAAAAUCUUGUUCAAAACUGCGUUUUUCAGCUUAAUUUUUUAUUUUUUAAAGUUUUUACUAUAAACUAUAUUUCCUAGUUAAUUUUUUAUAGAAUCUCUGUUGUUUUAAAUUCUUACUUAAAUAGGACUGUUAUUUUUGAAAGUUUUGUUAAAAUAUGAACUGUUAAUUUAUGUUUCCUCCUUCUUUAAAUUAUUAUUUUUUCUUUCUCUUUGAAAUCAAACUUUAAUUUUUGAAAACUUUGUUAAAAUAAGAAAAUUUCUUUUUAAAAAUGAUAUUUUUAGACUAUAUUUUUGUCGAAUUUUUAAUAAAUUAUAUUAAUUUUGUAGACCUUCCUUCUAAGGGUCUAAGCUAAGGCUUCUAAGCUAAACUCUUGUUUUCUUUUCCUCUAUAGUUUCUUUUAGUUGCCUCUUUUAGUUAAAACUUUUAAGUAGUAGCCUCUCUCUCUUGGCGGUUCCUGCUAGCCAGGUUGGACUGUAGUAGUUCGAUUGCCAUUAUUGUAGUUGUUGUUGUUUUUUGUGUCAUCGCAGGCCGCCCCAUUCGAAUUGAUUGUCGAAUUUGAAUACGUCGUCGUUGCCGCCGCUCCGCUGCUGCUGCUGCUCCGCUGUCGUCGCCCGCCAAUCGCCCAACGCCCCAUCGCCCCACUGCUGCCGCUGCUCACCCGCUCAGCUAACCUCUCCGGCGUGCCGUCCGUAUCAGCUCAGAGUUAGUUGUUAACUUGCCAUCGUCGACGGAGCAAGAACGGCACACAAGUACACAAGUCGCGAAAAAUGAAAAUGAAUCAAAUGUGCACCUGAAUUAAAUAUUUUGUUGUUGUCGGAUCGGCGAAGAGAGGCGAAGGAAUUACUUACUUUUCGAUUUCUUGCGUGGCGCGGAAGUGUUUCUUCUUCCCCCGUUCAGUUUUAUUUUAUUUUAUUUAAUUUUUUUUUCUUCUCAUCUUGAUCCGUUGAUCGCCUUCUCGGUGAUUUUGUGUGCCAGCAUCCGUGUUUUAUUUUUUUUUUGGGGAUUUUUGCAGUCGGCAUCCACUAUUCGAUCGCAAAGGUACCGACCGAGCUGCGUGGUCUUGGCCUUGUCCGUAAACCGAAAACCAAAA
Drosophila ananassae is the source of this 2616-nucleotide messenger RNA. Its product is annotated as duodenase-1. Gene Ontology annotation, biological process: proteolysis. Gene Ontology annotation, molecular function: serine-type endopeptidase activity. The transcript has 3 exons. The record is from RefSeq and is a predicted model, not a curated record. NCBI's taxonomy places the organism in Eukaryota, Metazoa, Arthropoda, Insecta, Diptera, Drosophilidae. The coding region runs from base 1 to 948 and encodes 315 amino acids.